Molecule: messenger RNA, 2870 nt
Organism: Triticum urartu
Lineage: Eukaryota; Viridiplantae; Streptophyta; Magnoliopsida; Poales; Poaceae
Product: fimbrin-5-like
Biological process (GO): actin filament network formation; actin filament bundle assembly
Cellular component (GO): cytoplasm; actin filament bundle; actin filament
Molecular function (GO): actin filament binding
Source: RefSeq, a predicted model, not a curated record
GAGAGAGAGAGAGAGAGAGAGAGAUGGCACUCCUCCGUCGUCUCCAUGGGAGAAGAGGAGUGGAAGCUUCACGUUCUAAGAUUAGUUAUCUACUUUUCUAUUCUAGGCAUCUGCGGGAGGCUGAAAAAGGAGGCACCAUUUUAGCUUCUCCCUUUUUCUUCCUAUCCUAUGGCUCCCUGCAAUCCAACCACACGUUCGCUUCCCCACAGUUCUUGGGGUCCGCCGCAGAGCUGGGAGCAAUGCAUGCGGAGUGAAUAUUUUUCGGGUGCUGGAGGAAGGAAGACAGGAAGAACGAAGAUCAAACCCUUUCAAAAAGAAUUUUUCAUCGCAAAGGUUGGUGACGAUCCGUUGGGGGGGUAUUUUUCCCGCAAGUGUAAUAAUUCCAUCAGUUUUGGUCCUAUUCUUCUUGAUGCAUAUACUGCAAACACAGUGCUGAAUUUGAUCAGAGAGGUUGGUGCUAAUUAGUCCUAGCGAUUCAAGGUCGUGGUUGGACUAUCUUUAUUCUAGGUCUCAAUAACUGCUGAAUUGGUGCAAGAAUUAAUUUAGCACGAGAGUGAAACUGAAUUCGGAAGACAAUGUCUAGCGUUGGUGUUCUUGUCUCUGAUCCAUGGCUCCAGAACCAGUUCACCCAAGUGCAGCUCCGAACGCUCCGAACAAAAUUCACUUCCGCAAAGAGAUCGGAUGCCGAGCAGGUAACUAUAAAAGAUUUGCCGCCGGUAAUGGAGAAGCUUAGGGGCAUUCAAGAGGUUCUGACUGAGGAGGAGAUCAUAAGUUUUUUGAGCGAGUCUUACCCCGAUAUGGACCAGUCAAUCGAAUUUGAGCCAUUCCUUAGGGAGUGCUUAAAUCUUCAAGCAAAGGGAGCCAGCAAAUCAGGAGGCAAAAAGAAAUUGAAGGGAUCAGUGUCAUUUUUGAAGGCAUCCACCACUACUCUCUUGCACGUCAUUAAUGAGUCUGAAAAAACUUCUUAUGUCAAUCAUAUCAAUAAUUUUCUCGGGGAGGACCCUUUCCUGAAGAAUUUCUUGCCAUUGGAUCCAGCAUCAAACGAUAUAUUUAAUCUUAUUGGGGAUGGUGUUCUACUUUGCAAGUUGAUCAAUGUUGCUGUUCCCGGCACAAUAGACGAGAGAGCAAUCAAUACAAAGAAGGAACCGAAUCCAUGGGAGAGGAAUGAGAACCACACUCUUUGUCUCAACUCUGCCAAGGCCAUUGGUUGUACUGUUGUUAACAUUGGGACACAGGAUCUGAUUGAAGCUAGACCUCAUCUAGUUCUUGGUUUGCUAUCCCAAAUCAUAAAGAUACAACUCUUAGCAAAUUUGAAUCUGAAGAAUACACCUCAGUUGUUGGAGUUGGUGGCUGGUGAUAACAGCAAGGAAGCAGAGGAGCUUGUCACCUUAGCACCAGACAAGAUGUUGCUCAAAUGGAUGAACUUUCAUAUCAAGAAAGCAGGGUACAAAAAAACUGUAACAAAUUUCUCUACUGAUGUUAAGGAUGGUGAAGCGUAUGCUUACCUUCUCAGCGCCCUUGCUCCUGAGCAUAGCUCAACAACCAUGAUAGAAACUACAGAUCCUAAAGAAAGGGCAAAGAAAGUCCUUGAAACUGCCGAAAAGCUUGAUUGUACAAGAUAUGUAACAUCUAAAGAUAUUAAUGAGGGUUCAGCAAAUCUCAACUUGGCAUUUGUCGCACAGAUAUUCCAGCAAAGAAACGGUCUAUCAUCGAACAACGUGGCUCGUGCCGUCCAAGAUACUCCGGAUGAUGUUGAAGCAUCGAGGGAAGAGAGAGCAUUUCGCUUGUGGAUCAACAGUCUUGGAAUUGCAACUUACGUGAAUAAUUUAUUUGAGGAUGUUAGGACUGGAUGGGUUCUUCUGGAGGUGCUUGACAAAAUUUCUCCAGGAUCAGUUAUCUGGAAACAAGCAUCGAAACCUCCAAUUAUCAUGCCAUUUAGGAAGGUUGAGAACUGCAAUCAGGUUAUCAGAAUUGGGAAGGAGUUAAAUUUUUCUCUUGUGAAUGUAGCAGGAAAUGAUAUUGUUCAAGGAAACAAGAAGCUAAUCCUUGCUUUCCUGUGGCAACUCAUGAGGACCAGCAUCCUACAACUGCUAAAGAACUUGAGAUCCCACUCUAAAGACAAAGAGAUUACAGAUGCUGACAUUCUGAUCUGGGCGAAUAAUAAGGUCAAGGAAUCAGGAAAAACAUCUCACAUCGAAAGCUUCAAGGAUAAAAGCUUAUCAAAUGGGAUGUUCUUCCUGGAUCUUCUAAGCGCUGUGCAAAGUAGAGUUGUUGACUGGAAUAUGGUGAAGAAGGGGGAGGAUGAUGAUGAGAAGAAGAUGAAUGCAACAUACAUCAUAACUGUUGCUAGGAAACUUGGGUGCACCGUGUUCUGGUUGCCAGAGGACAUAAUGGAGGUAAAUCCCAAGAUGAUCCUCACUCUUACAGCAAGCAUCAUGUACUGGAGUCUGCAGAAGCAUGGACCUUACGAAGGCCCCGGGCCAGCAGGAUCCGCAGCGUCACAAGAAGCUCUCCCAGAAGAGGAGGAGGAGGAGGAGGUGGAAGAAGAGGAAGAAGAAGAAUUAGAAGCAGAAGCAGAAGCGGAGGCAGAGGCAGAGGCAGAAGCAGAAGUAGAAGAAGAAAAAGGAGGAGAAGAAAGCCUUGAAGAUGGUGCCUAAAAUAAAAUCCGACCUGACCACAUCAGGCAGGGGGUGGUUUCAGUACGGGAGGGAUAGCAAACGACAGCGCAGGAAGUUAGUUUUGAUCUACUCUUUGCGUGCAAAUGCGCAGUGAUGAGCUUCUGCUCUUAUAUUUUUUUGGAAAAGGAGGCUUGCCCCUGGUCUCUUGCAUCUGAACGAUGCAUACAUCCAUAUUAUUAAAAAAGUCUCAGA